Messenger RNA from Acanthaster planci (crown-of-thorns starfish), 5144 nucleotides. RefSeq names its product serine/threonine kinase 40 (gene stk40). Gene Ontology annotation, molecular function: ATP binding; protein kinase activity. Lineage: Eukaryota; Metazoa; Echinodermata; Asteroidea; Valvatida; Acanthasteridae. Gene Ontology annotation, biological process: protein phosphorylation. The record is from RefSeq and is a predicted model, not a curated record.
AUAUUGCACUAGCACACGAAAUGUAUGCCCACAGUCAUGACACUGCGCGCAGAGCUACAGCGAGUCUACACGUAUAUAUAAACGUUGCGUGAUGCGUAAAUCAUGUUUCACUUGGAAACAAACGAUCUGAGCGACCUAGUUUUGGCUGCCAUUCCACGACUUCACUGAUCGAGGUGUUGGAGAAACGGCGGAAGAAGAUUUUCCUCGUCAACGGAUGUUGAUGAAGAUGAAAUGCUUCUGUGAACCAGUAUCUCAAAACUGUCUUCCUGAACAAUGAACGUUUUUAUCACCUGAUACUUGCUGAUUGCUGAGUCUUUGCCACUUUAUUGUAACUCCAAAAUGAAGCGAAAAGUGCCUUCAUUGAAUGAACUUCAUGAACGUCAACAUUCCCAUGGCAAUAGAAGUAGAAGACCAGUACAGAGAGAUAGCUCAGAGACAAAUGUAUCACCAUCAGAAGUAUCAAGGAGGAGAGAUCGAGACUUGCCAGUUCUGGUCACCUCCUUUUCCUCUUCUUCAGAAUCUUCAGAUUCUGGUUUUUCGGAUCUCAGUCCAUCAACAUUUAUCCUGGAAAGACCAGGAUAUUCCCAGGAGCAACCGAGUGUCAGUAACACAUCUGGCUUUGCAAGUGUUCCAUCAGUUUCACCGGUCACAUCAGCAGUACCUCAGUAUCUAAAUUCAUCUACAACAAGUUCAUCACAUUCCCCGCUAACAGCCCAACUAGGAGCUGCCAUAUCAAGGUCACUAUCGCAGCCAUCUCAGGAGGCUCUUCUAUCUCAGUCUUUGUUGACACCCAUCCAGGAUCCAACAUCAGCAAGUUUGAUAACUACACCAAGUUUGUCUUCAUUGCAACAGACUGCUCAAACUGUAGCCUCUACCCUCUUGCAACCUUCAGAAUUAUCAGGUUCCAUUGGUACAACGACAACAGCACCAAGCACCCAGCGAGUAAACCGCAGCCAUCCUCUAACAUUGAAGAGAGCUGGGCCUUAUCUGUUGGGACCACGUUUAGGCACCUCUCCUGUCAGGAGCAUCGUUCAUUGUCUGGCUCGUAAAGAAGGCACAGACAAUUUUUACUCAAUGAAGUUAUUGACCCUAUCUGAACAAGGCAAAGAGAGCAAUGAUGAGAGGCAAGGAAAGAUGUUGCUUCACACUGAAUAUUCUCUGCUGUCAUUAUUACAUAACCAAGAGGGUGUUGUUCAUCAUCAUGGGCUCUUUCAAGACCGAGCCUAUGAAUUAAAGCAAGACCACCCUCGAAGUAGCAAAGGACAAAGGCCAGCUCCAACAGGCAGAUACAAGAAACGUCUCUGCUUAGUUUUAGACUGCCUUGCAGCUCAUGAGUUCAGUAAUAAGACAAGUGAUUUGAUGAAUCUCCAGCAUUAUGUUAUACAGGAGAAGAAACUGAGCGAGAAAGAAGCAAUUAUCAUGUUUUCUGAUGUGGUGCGUAUAGUUGAGAGCUUACAUAAGAAAAACAUUGUCCAUAGGGACUUGAAGCUGGGCAAUAUGGUGCUGAACAAGCGUACUCGUCGUAUCACAAUUACUAACUUUUGUCUGGGCAAGCAUUUGGUUAGUGAUCGUGAUUUACUUAAAGACCAAAGAGGAAGCCCUGCUUACAUCAGUCCUGAUGUAUUGAGUGGAAAACCCUAUCUUGGUAAACCCAGUGAUAUGUGGGCCCUUGGUGUUGUCUUGUUUACCAUGCUGUAUGGUCAGUUUCCAUUCUAUGACAGUGUUCCUCAGGAACUUUUCCGCAAGAUCAAGGCUGCAGAAUAUCUCAUUCCUAAUGAUGGUAGGGUUUCAGAGAAUACAAUCAAUCUCAUCAGGAAUCUGUUAGUCUUGGAUCCAGCAGUUAGAAUGACUGCCACUCAGGUUGCUGAGGUUUUGGAUACAACCCUGGCAAUGUGGAAAUCCUUAGCUUUACAAGGAGAACAGCUUCAAGUGGUUCCAGAUUUGGACAUAGAUGGUGAUGGUGGAGAGGAUGUAGAUGGUUCACCACCUGCCAAACGCAUGAAAGAAACAUCUCUACAAACGCCACCUGAUUGGGAGUUUAAACUUCAUACAGAACGUAGUGUUAUCAGUCUGGAUAUGAGACUUCAGCCACCAACAAGGAGACGAUUAAUGCGACCACCUGUCCAUAAACUCAGUCAAGAUGCACGACCUUUGACACAAGCAGAGAAAAUGGCUCAUCGCAACCUGUUGAUGUAAUAGGUUUAUGCUAUGGUACCUUGUAGGUAGGACUUCUGUGUCAUGUGGUGUUGUGAUGAUUACAUGUUGCAUAGAUUUUAAUUGCACUUUAGAUUCUGAUAAUUGUAAUUUCAUUGUCUGAAAAUGGUUAUUUUCUCAAAGAUGGAAUAAAUCAGUCACUAAAUGAAGUGACUGGAACUUCAAGUAAAGAAACCGCUUUGGAGACACCCUAAAACAGACAGCUUGUAAUUGAUGUGUGUAAAUGUGUUAAAUACAGCACAAAGGUAAAGGCGUACAUUUAGUUUAGAAGGGUGAUACAGUAAAUUGUACAUUAAGUUCAUUGAUCUAAUUUUGACCACAUGAAUAUGAAAUUAAAAGAAAGAAUAUCUUUUAUAUUACCAAUCUUCAAAUAGUAUUACAUAAGCAGGAGUGGUUUGGUAGGAUAGUUAAACUGAAUUAGUAGAUCAGAAUUGGGAACAGAGGACUGUAAAUAUUUAUAUCAGUAGGAUUUUAAAAAAUAAUAGUUAGCAGAGAUUAUUUCAGCCAGAGACGUUACUACCAUUACUACGUUUCUUCUGCUGGUAACUUAUAUUUUAAAAAAAUAGUUCAGGUUGUAAUUUUUGUAGAUAAUAUCAGAAACGUUGCUGUAAAAAGUCAAAGUUGAAUUCAGAUGAAACUCUAAAGCAUGACUGCAUAUAAAGGUUAGAUUAAUUCUAGCUUUUGAAAGCUUUUUGUACAGUCUCUUUUGCAGAAAAUAAAUGAGUCAUGAUUUCAUUUUUGACAUAUUCAAAGGAUUGAAAACCUUAGCCAAGAACUAAUCAAGUUUGAACCCAGUGUAUCCAUAUGUGGAAUCAAACUCAAUUAAUACUCUUAAUCCUUGGAUAUAAGUCAUGCUAACUGUAUUUCUAUUUGAAAUUCAUUGAGCAAACUCAGAUGCCAAAGAUAUUUAUAAAUUUGCACAAGGAGCAAAUGGAGAUUACUAAUUUUAGAAAAUACUUGGAAAUUGUAAUGAAUUUUUUGAAGUGAGUUAUUUGACCAAUAUGUGUAUCAAUUUCUUACAUGUGUAUAGUGUACAACAUAGAUUCAUUAAAGACUGUGGAAUAUAUUAAACAAAAUUGGUUUGUAAAUAUUACAAGUCGGUAACUGAAGUUAAGUAUUUUUAAUGUGUGUUAUAUACAUACUUAUUCCUUGACAUUGGCAUCAAACUGGUCGCGGAAGUUGUCCCACAUAUUUGAGCUUCCAAACAAGAUGAAAACAUUUGCAGAUAUAAAGCUAUGCCCGAUCUGAAUGUACAUGUAUUUCCAUUAUUUUGGUUAAUUUUCAGGUUGCUCUUAAACCUCUGUUUAAGCAACAUAAAGGGAAACUUGUUCGAACUUAUUUUAAAGUGCAGUGGACUAGUAACAGCACAUACAUGGUUGAAAGCAUGAUGUUGAGUCUGUUAUUCCUCCAUACUGCGCUAGACAUACAGCAAGAACCUACGAGUAUACUUAGCUCUCAUGGGUAGGCUAACAUAAAGUCUACAGUUCCCAUAUGGACAGGAUGGUAAUUAACUGUGCAUAUAACACACAGCUUGAUGGCACAGUAAUGCCUCAUGUGGAUCGUGGCUUAAUUUAAAUGGGUACAUUGAUGCCUUUGCUUCUGUUGCCUCAGAGGCCAAAAGCUUGUAAUUUCCCUGUGGUGUUGAGACUAGACAUCAGGUGAAUUAAUGCAUUCGCAGGCAGUUUUAUGUUAUCCAUAGUCACGUCUUCAAGAAUUGCCUAGUUGAAGCACAGGUAACUGCUCUUAGGAAUUUGACGUACAUGCACACGUAGCUAGUGCCAUCUAUAUGAAUGAAGUGAUGUGAAGCCCUAGUAUGCAAGUAACUACUGGUAAAUGAUUAAAUGCGGUUAAUUCACAGGGGUCUUAGUUUGAGUUGCACAUGAUGCAUGUCAAAUUGUUUACAUUUUAUUCUUGUGGCCCUUUACAAUCGUAGAUGAUGUCUUUUCUUUGUGAAACAGGAAAAUAAUUUAAGUUGCCAAUUUAAAAUGGGAAUUAGUGUCACUAUUAGGAGAUGUUGAUUGUGUUUAUUUACAACUGAUAUUACUUGCGUGUGAACUAUUAACUUUAAAAGACCUUUUCAGCAACUUUUAAUAAUCAUCACCCAAAUUGUAAUGACGUCUUCUUUGCCAGAUAUUUCUGUUUUUCAUCCCUGAAUUUCAGUGAGUCAUUUUGGUUGUGAGUUGGCAAAUGGCUUCGCUGAUAGGGUAGACCUUGCACCUGCAUUUUUUGUGUUCUUGAAUGAUGUAGGACAUGGUGUAUUUUGGGCAUACCGUGUUUGAAUAUUGAACUGGCUCACUUUCAUAAGUUUUAGUUAUAAGUCAGUGUGAUACACAGUAAGAACUUAAGAACUUUUUAAAAUGCUGAAAACUUAUGGAAAUGCCAAACUCAAAUUUAAUCAAUAUGUUAUAAGCAAAACUCACAUUUUAUACUACAUUGCCAUUUUUGAAAAGCAAUGAAAUAAUAUGCUCUUUAGGUUUAUGAUUUUAAUUGGCUUGGUACUUUCGUAUAAUAAUUAGGAGGAUAUUUUAUUUUAAAAAGCUUAGAACUCUUUCUGAACAGUUUAGGUAUAAAGAUUUUCUGUCAUUCUUUCGUAAGUUCACUGAGGUGCAUCGUGGCUUUUAACUGAAAUUAACUCACAGCUGUGUGUCAGUGACUUGUAUACAAAAUAAUGGCACGUGUUUGGAGAGUAGUGGGACUGUUUUCAUCAAUCUUAACUGUAGAAAUAAUCAAACUGUAGAAUUCGAAUUGUAAAAUAUUGAAAGUUCAUAUGCUUUACUCUAUUUGUUUUUUUUUUCUCAGGGGCAAUCCUGGAUAUAUAAGUUAGCAUCAGUGAUACUGUAUUUUUUUAAAAAGUGGCUGAAGACUUGUAUAAUUAUUUUUACACACUUACAUGUUUGAAACAGCAUUAAUAAAUGAAUGAAGUACAAGAA